Molecule: messenger RNA, 1416 nt
Organism: Rhodotorula toruloides NP11
Lineage: Eukaryota; Fungi; Basidiomycota; Microbotryomycetes; Sporidiobolales; Sporidiobolaceae
Exons: 6
Coding region: 1-1416 (471 amino acids)
Cellular component (GO): endoplasmic reticulum
Source: RefSeq, a predicted model, not a curated record
AUGCGGGCGACCAGCUGCGCCCUGUUGGGCCUCACACUCUCAGCCACGACAGCACUCGCAGCCAACCCGCUCCUGCUCGUGUCGCCCUCGCCCGCGUCCUCCUCAUCGCACCACGACCCCUCGCCGCUCACACCCCCGCAGACCAACGCACUCGUGGCACACUUGCUGGGCGUGUCGAGACACACCGCUGCACCCGCUCACCGAGGCGCAAACGACCAGCUCGCGUUCCUUCACGGCGGUGACGAUGCGGCACCCGACGACGGCUCAAAGGUCGUCGUCGUCCUCGAGUGCGGCAAGGGAAACUGCGAGGACGCCCUCCCAGCAUCUCUCUCCCCCUCCUCUCCCUCCGUCUCGUCCUACACCCUCCCCUCCCUCCCCACCCACUCCUACACCUCCCUCCUGGCCCUGCACCUCUCCCGCCUCGCGCGCUCUCACGCCGCGCCAGUCGAGGGCCUGCAAGAGUUUGUCGAUUCGGCGGUCAAGGGCGUCAGGGGGUGGCAGGGGUGGGUCGAGGAGGAGUUGGGCGGGUUGAUCGGCUGGGAGAUGCCCAAGCGUCCCAUCACCCUCCCCGUCGAGCCCUCUUCCCCCAGCAGCAACCUCUUGACCUCCCUCGACUUCCUCUCGACCGAGCCCUCCGCGAAGGAACUUGUUGAGGAACUCAAGAAGUUGGUUGAGGUGGCUGAUGCGCAUGAGCGCGGGAAGCGGGCGGAUGGGAACGAGGUGGUGGUGGUGCAUCUCAAGGGUCUCAAGUCCCUCUCAGCACACCACUCCCCCUCCUCUCCCACCUACACGCAAGCCUCCGCCCUCCUCUCGCACACCCUGCGCGCCUUCCUCUCCACCCUCUCCCCGCGCACAACACUCGCCCUUACCCUUCCAGACCCCUCAAAAGGCGGCGUCGUCUGGCUCCGCAAGCGCGAGGGGUGGUUGAAGAGGUUCUUGGAGGACGAGAGGAGGGGGAGGAGGUAUGGGUCCCUUGGGUCCUCGAGCGGCGGGUCCCACCAGGGGGGACUGAAGAAGCGCAGUGUCUUUUCCCCGCGCCAAGAAGACGGCGGGAAGUCCUCGAACGAGACGCUCCUCGUCCCCUCCUCUCACACCUGUUUCCCCACCCUCUCGGCGGCGAAGAACGCUACCGCCUCAUGCCUCGGUCAUGGGACGCCCGUUAAAGGGUUCACGACCCGCGCGUUGGGAGAGGGCGAAGAGUGCUGGGUCUGCAAGUGCGAGAAAGGGUGGAGCGGGCAGGGGUGCGAGAAGGAAGACCGCUCGUCACCAUUCGCUCUGCUCUUCCUCACAACCCUCGCCCUCCUAGUCCUUAUCAUCCUCUCCGUCUCGCUCCUCGCGCGUAUCGGGUCCGCGCCGCUGCCCGGGACGCUGGGGGCGGUCGGAGGAGGAGGCGAGGGGCGGUUGAAGCGCGAUUAG